Messenger RNA from Xiphophorus couchianus (Monterrey platyfish), 579 nucleotides. Its product is annotated as serum response factor-binding protein 1-like. Lineage: Eukaryota; Metazoa; Chordata; Actinopteri; Cyprinodontiformes; Poeciliidae. The transcript is spliced from 2 exons. The coding region runs from base 91 to 579 and encodes 162 amino acids. The record is from RefSeq and is a predicted model, not a curated record.
UAAGUGAGAUUCCUCUCUGUGCCUCCAUCGGUCACGGACCCAUGAUGCCUCUCUGUGGUUCCGUCAAUUCUGGCCCAAAGAUGCCUCCACAUGCAACAUCCGUUUCCAGCGACAAGGUCCCUUAGCCCUCCGCUAGUCCCAGAGCCUCCAGCUGUGGAGCCUCCAGCUGUGGAGCCUCCAGCAGUGGAGCCUCCGGCUGUGGAGCCUCCGGCUGUGAAGCCUCCGGCUGUGGAGCCUCCGGCUGUGGAGCCUCCAGCUGUGGAGCCAUCAGCUGUUGAGCCUCCAGCUGUGGAGCCUCCGGCUGUGGAGCCUCCAGCCGUCGAGCCUCCAGCAGUGGAGCCUCCGGCUGUGGAGCCUCCGGCUGUGGAGCCUCCAGCUGUGGAGCCUCCAGCUGUGGAGCCUCCAGCAGUGGAGCCUCCGGCUGUGGAGCCUCCGGCUGUGGAGCCUCCGGCUGUGGAGCCUCCAGCCGUCGAGCCUCCAGCAGUGGAGCCUCCAGCUGGCUGCAUGUUUCCAAUCUCCUUGAAGAAAUGUAAACAUAACGCUCCUUCCCACCUCACCCCUCCUGCCAUGGCCCUGUGA